GCUCAAGAAAUUUAUUCGUAGUCAGAGAAAAUAUCCAUGGAUCGACAUCCCUCGCCAUAUGCCAGAUGCGUUCUCUGAGAAGACUAGCCUUGCUUGCAGCUUUGAGCCAUUGUGGCUUCUGCGAUGAUGCUGACGUGACUGGAAGCCCACCUUUGGUGCGCAGAGAGGUGGCAAGGUCCGAUCGAGCCGACAGGACCUCCGCUGCUUUUGCGGAGGCGGGCACGGCUUCGGGCCAGGAGACUGCAGGGAUCUAUGGCGAAGCCAUGGACGAAGGCCUCUCGCGGUUCUUGGUGUCGAGCCAAGACUUGAGCGAGCAGAACUUGCAGAAGCUGGAGAUCCCGGUGGCCUUUGACAAUGGAUCCAAGAGCCUGGAACUGGGUCCUCGCGCCUCCACGCCCGAGCCAUUGCCGGACACGGCGGAGGGCCGGCUGAAGGCGGAGAUCACGGGCUUGGAAGAGCGGCUCUCCAACGUGAUGGAGGUUGCCAAGGUGGCUGAAGCAGCCGCCACCAAGGCGUCGGCACUGGUGGCUGCCCAGGAUUCCCAGCUGCACGCAGCGGACGAAAAGAUCCGUGAGCUGGAAGAAAAGGCGACCGAGAAUGAGAAGUAUCAGAAGGAGUUGGGCGAAGUCCGAGGAGACGUGAAAGACAUGAAGUCCGAGGUGAGAGAUUCCAUCGAAGAAGCCAAGAACAUCUCCAACAUGACCCAGAUGCGGGUGGUCGCCGAGCUGGAAGGUGUGGAAGCACGGCAGCACAACGCGGAGGGAGUGAUCAAGGACAUCGAAGGCAAAGUCAUCGAGUUCGGCACUGCAGCAGUGCAAGCGGAACGAGCUGCAGAUGCAGCGGAAGAGGGGGCCGAGAGGUCGAAGAACGCGACCAACCUUCUGAAAGCGAGACAGGCCCAUAUGAAGUACGAGGUGGACGAUUUGAGCUCCUCGAUGGAGGAGAUGGAGAGGGAGCAGAACAUCACGCGGAAGGUGGAAAACGUACUGCUGGGCAGAACUGCGAAUCUCGAUAAGAUUGUCUCCCGAAUCGACAGCGCUCUCAAGAACUUCAACGGCAGUAUCAGCUCUGCUGUGGACCAAGCCGCCGGAGCUUCUCGCCUGGCCCGGGAGGCCAAGGAGGAGGCGGACGAUGCCCUGGACGACGUGGAGUCUGCCGGGCAGACGCCAGGUCCACCGGGCCCUCCAGGCUCGGGCUUCUCCGGAGGCUACACUCGCUCAAGCUACAGCAGCUAUGCGGCGCCGGGGCCCCCGGGGCCGCCUGGCCCCCCGGGCCCCCCUGGCGAUGGCAGCCAGGCGCCUGCCCCGGGCCCUCCUGGGCCACCGGGCGCUAUGUCCUCGCCCUCGCCACCCACGCCGGUCAUUGUGACGG
Effrenium voratum is the source of this 1371-nucleotide messenger RNA. The record is from the annotation of a GenBank genome assembly. Lineage: Eukaryota; Dinophyceae; Suessiales; Symbiodiniaceae.